AUGGAUGAGACAAUUGAUUUGAUCUUACAAGGGUGUCAAAUGGCUAAAUCUCUCGAAGGAAGCCUACCUAACAUGACAAACCAACCCGAAAGUCUCAUCAGCUCUUGCGACGAAAUCAUUAGGGCCUUCAGCAGAGCUAAGGAGAGUAUAUCAAAAGCCCAACUGGCGGUUCUUCCCGAGUCCCAUAAAUCCCAGCUUUUGGGGAUUUCUUCUGGGGUUCAAGAAUGGCUAAGAGAUAGCAGCAUACAAACACGAGCAAUGGAUUUGCUUCGCGCACAGCAACUUUUGCCAGAUGAUACAAAGCUGAAGGGAGCCAUCGGCGGGGGGUUGGAUGAGAUGGUUGUUGAUCAAAUGGGCGGUGGAGGACGUUUCGGUGGGCGGCAUUCUCUGGAAAGGGCCCGGGAGAUUGAACCUCCUGCAGUUGAGGCCGCGUCCUCCGGGGGCGGUAGAGCUUCAUCUUCGCAAAGACAGCGAAAAAGGUGUAGGGACGGCGGUGUUGAGAGAAGGGUUGAGAGAGUACCUGCUCCACAGAUGGGAAACACCGAGAUUCCACCUGAGGAUGGCUAUACAUGGAGAAAAUACGGCCAGAAAGACAUUCUUAAUUCUAGAUUUCCAAGGAGUUAUUUCAGGUGCACCCACCAAAAGCUGUACCAAUGUCCAGCCAAGAAACUAGUCCAGCGACUGGAUGACGAUCCAAACAUAUUCGAAGUGACAUACCGAGGCGACCACACGUGCCAUCUGUCAUCCACGGCCCCAUCUGUACCGCCACCGUUGCCGGUGGAACGAAGAGAAGCUCACAGUAUGAUGCAACAAGCCACGGCAGCUGCCAUCCAUUCUCUUCCGAAUCCAACCACCAACACCACCUUGUCCAUGAGCCAAUGGCUAACCAUUAGUGACUUUGGCCUCGCUGUUGCCGGGGGAGGCGUAGUAGGGUCCACUAGCAGCACCGUUAACAUGGGCAGCAGUACGAGUGGUGGCGCAGCAGCCGGUCCAUCCACCUCCCGCUACGGGAGGGAUGUUGACUACCCCGUCGCAGAUAUGGCUGAUGUCAUGUUUAACUCCGGUAGCAGCAGCAGUACUAGCAUGGACCUCAUCUUCUCUUCCAUGGAUGACAAAUGGCCGGAUUCAGCAGACAAGAAAAAUUAAUCAUUAACUCAUUGAUUCAUCUCUCGUGGUUUGGUUUUAAGGUUUUAAGUACCGGGUAACAACCUAAUUAAGCAUCUAAUUGAUCAAGAAGAUUCACACUCUAG
Molecule: messenger RNA, 1250 nt
Organism: Coffea eugenioides
Lineage: Eukaryota; Viridiplantae; Streptophyta; Magnoliopsida; Gentianales; Rubiaceae
Product: WRKY transcription factor 55
Exons: 3
Coding region: 1-1146 (381 amino acids)
Biological process (GO): regulation of DNA-templated transcription
Molecular function (GO): DNA-binding transcription factor activity; sequence-specific DNA binding
Source: RefSeq, a predicted model, not a curated record